GGCUGGGGAAACCUUACCCGUUUUCACAAGAUUUGGGGAAUGAUUCAGCCUUUUCCUUGCAAAGAAAGCUGCUAAGAGAGCUGCUGUAGUCAUUAAAUUCUCUGCUCUUCUUUCCGAAUCUGUUACCUGUUUGGAAUCUUCCAAAACAGUUGCAGAUCAACCAGAAUUAGAAAUCGGAAUUAGCUUUUCGUGAACUUUAUGUUAUCGGCACCGGUUUUGUAUUUUAUGUGAUAGCAGUGGUCUGCCAGGAUUAGGGCCUGCCUCUGUACUGUGCCUGAGAGGCACAGACAUACCUUCGAAUGUUGCUUUGCAGAACCUUUCUGAGAUUGUAUCAGAAUGGAACGUGAGUGUAUGGAGAAGAUCAACCAUUACUGUCAAAAGCAUAAACUUACACUGGUUUAUGCCAACGUCAGGAUGACCGGCCCGCCCCAUGAUCCCGAGUUCACAGUUGUGGUUAAAAUAAAUGAUGUAGAAUACGGUACGGGCACUGGUAAAAAUAAGAAGGAAGCAAAAGCAGUAGCAGCAAAAAAUUCCUGGGAAAUGAUUGAGAAACAGAUGGAAAGUGAAGAGUCUAAAUUCAAUUCUCCAUCUAGCGAACAUGGUAAUUCCCCUCGAGUGCCAACUCCGUCUGACUCGGACAGUAGUUGCUGUAGAGACUCGGCUGCAGAGUUGGUAGAAAAAAUGAAAGACGUGGCAGUAUGCGAAAAGCCUUCACCUUUUCAGGGAAACGCACCAAGAUUAGCUCCGAAACAUCAAAGAAAAAUGGCAGCUAACUUUGAAAAUGCAAGAAACAAGGAAGAGAAAAGAAAGAUGUCAGACUUGGAUGAAAGUUUGCCAAGUUUGGACACAAAUAGCAGUGAGGAGAAUGGAAGUCCAUACACAGUGAAUAAAAGAUUUCUUGACAGUUUUAAGAACAUAGAGCCUAUUGGUGAAGGUGGCUUUGGGAAUGUUUUCAAAGCAACAGCAAAGCUUGAUGAGAGAACCUAUGCGGUCAAACGGGUUGACUUCACAAACAACGUAAGGCGUGAAGUAAAAGGACUUGCAAGACUUGACCACGAAAACAUAGUGCGGUAUUACUGUAGCUGGGAAGGCUACGACUGUGUAAAACAUUCAGACUCAAGGCAGAAGUCGGCUGAAAACAUUCGCUGUGUUUUCAUCCAAAUGGAGUUCUGUGAACAAGGGUCAUUGGAAAACUGGAUUGAAAAGAAUAGAAAAGAACGAAAGUAUCAUGACAUGGCAGAAAACAAAUUUUUACAAAUCCUGAAAGGAGUGGAAUAUAUUCAUUCUGAAGGGUUAAUUCAUCGAGACCUCAAACCUCAGAAUAUAUUCAUAUCACAUGAAGAUAAAAUAAAAAUAGGCGACUUCGGUCUUGUGACUUCUGCGGUGUGUGGGACUCUGACUGAGAACACAGGAACAUCAUCGUAUAUGGCACCAGAACAGUUCGGGGACAGAUAUGGAAAGGAAGUAGAUAUUUAUGCGCUGGGAUUAAUUUGGUUUGAAAUUCUUUCGGCGUUCAGUUGUUGUCAUGAGAAAAGUAAGGUAUGGCGUGAUGUUCGAGAUGGUAAACUUCCAGAGAGCUUCUCCAACCAAUUUGCAACGAAGGCACCCAUAAUCAAGAAGAUGCUUUCAAGAGACUCUUCAGGAAGAUACUCUGCAUCUGAAAUACUUGAGUUUUCAAAGUCUGUUGAUAAAGUCAACUUUCUUAAAACUCAUACUCGGUAAAUGCCCUUCUAAAUGGCUUUCAGACUGCGUUUAAAUCCAGAGUUCGAUGUCUGCUGAAACUGAUGAGCUAACAGUAAAUGUCAGAAGCAACAGCAAGACUUAGGAUGUGUCUUUUCCAUGGUGUUUUGCCUUCCUGCCAUUGAAGAGCUCGUCAGCCAAAAGGGUCACAUCACCAUUCACACCCAUCGGCUGCAGACCAGGACACCACACUUCUGCAAGCAAUCACUUGCGGUUUUUACCUGGAAACACAGGUUGUGGAUGAGCUGAGCUAUAUUGUACAAUAAGUACAAGAAGCUAAUCCUUGUCUGCUAGACUGUUAAAUUGAUGUGGUGCUAACUGGCCUGUGGCAAAUCCCUGUAUGCACGCUCUUAACAUGUGUUCCUCCAUUAUCAGUUGAGGUUCUCUGUUGCUUUCCAUGGAAGAAGUGCUGUCUUGGGGGAUGUGACUUGAACCUUUCUGAUUUGUUCAGUGACAUUUUUAAUAAUUACUAGAAUACUCCCAUUUUCUACCAAAAUUAGUCUUGGUUUUAAGAAUAGGUGUGGGUGACUCUUCAUUGAGUUUCAGUUCUUUAAGGUGAACUUUCUUACCUCUGAACACCUAACACCUUCAGUGGUCUAGAAUUAAAAAAUACAUACAAGCAUUCCUUGAAUUUAUAUGGUAAGCAUUCAGCUUCUAGGAAAUCUAGUUUAGGUUUGUUCUAAACUUUUGAAAACCUUAGGCUUUACAUUUUUUUUUUUUCCUGAAAGGAGCACUUAAGGUGCUCUUAAUACAGCAAAAUUCUCCAGAGUUUCUCAGUAGUAACCAUUCAAAAUCCUGUGCUGAGAGAGCACCUUAAACAUUCUCUCCCAUACUGCUAGGUUUUAAUCUCUUAUUGUAAUACUGAGUGUACUGAAUACCUUUGGUGGCAUAAAUGUCAGCUCGAAAAAAGGUAACAGCAGUUUGCCUGUUACUCUUCAGUUCCAUCCUUCAAAGAGUUUGGAUAUGCUUGGACUGGAAGGAGUGUGUGUGUGUGUGUGUGUGUGUGGUGGGGGGGAGCAGGGAGAAAAGGCAGGCACAUUAGUCCUUCAGAUGAUUGUCUUUUUGCUGCAUCUUGCCAAACUACUCAUUGCUGCUGAGUCUGCGUAACUUGAUAAAGGCAAAUGAGCAGAGAUUUCUAAGCAGAAAAAUAGGUACUGUAUGCUUUUUCUGAAAUGUUAAAUGGGUUAGAAGUGGGUGCUUGGUUAAAAGGAAAAAUAUAAGUGAAAGCACAGUAAUUUUUAUAUUCUUAUGGUAAUUACUGCUGAUCUACUACAAGUAUUUGUUGCUAAAUAAGAAUCUGAUUUUACAUCCUUUUGUAAGGUCUGAAGUUUUUUUCUCCUUAUCGUGAAUCACAAAUACAUAGUGUUUCACUAUGCUGGACUAAUUAAUAUUUUUUUUGCAUUGGUCAAGAUCUGCAAGAAAUGAUAUCCUGACACAGACAAAAUACCCCUAGUUCCACUUCCUCUUGUCUUUCACCCAUAAAACUACUCUUAUAAUAACAAAAUUGGCAUGUGGCAAACUUUGGCUGAAUAUCCCUUACAGUGCUUGGACGGAGCACCCUUAAGACCAUUACCUUCUUACUGUUACUUAACAUUGAGCUUGCCCCAGUAGUUUUUGAUACAAAUACUACAGAAAAAGUAUGCUUCAGCAGUACCUUUCCGUUAGUGAUUGUUUAAAGUAGCAACUGCUGUUCCCUAAAAAUAAAAGGUCUAUUAAAAUCUAUUUUUUUAUAUAAAACCACAAACCCAACACUAUGAUCUGGUACUAUUUAGUUAUGCAAAAUGCACACCUUUACAUACAGAGUAUUAGUUCAAAUAACAUCACUGUAAUGUUGAACAAGCACUUUUUUUUUCCCCACCAGGUCUAAGACAGUAAGGAAGAGAGUGAUGUUUAGUCAUCUCUGUAAGAUGAAAAAACCUGUUUUAACACAUUAUACAAGUGUAACUAGCCAAUAUUUAUUCCCAAACUUGAAUUUUAUUAUGAGCCGAUCUUGUUCAGUUGGGCAGGGCAUAACCAAAGACUGUGGAAGGCAUAACCUGCCUCUACUUCUGGUAGUUCAAUUUUAAAUGCAAAGUUUUAAUUCCUAUUAAAUUGUGCAUCAAGCAAAAAAUCUGUAAGGUGCUUCAGAAACGUGAGUUCAACCCGUCAAGUUAUUCUUCUGUAUACUUUGGUGUCAAUUCUUCAGUAUGGCACAGCUCCAAACUUUCUAAAAUAUAUUAUGCACUAUAU
Molecule: messenger RNA, 3969 nt
Organism: Egretta garzetta (little egret)
Lineage: Eukaryota; Metazoa; Chordata; Aves; Pelecaniformes; Ardeidae
Gene: EIF2AK2
Product: eukaryotic translation initiation factor 2 alpha kinase 2
Exons: 13
Coding region: 337-1722 (461 amino acids)
Biological process (GO): protein phosphorylation
Molecular function (GO): ATP binding; protein kinase activity
Source: RefSeq, a predicted model, not a curated record